This is a messenger RNA of Cololabis saira (Pacific saury), 1537 nucleotides long. RefSeq names its product tetratricopeptide repeat protein 9A. Lineage: Eukaryota; Metazoa; Chordata; Actinopteri; Beloniformes; Belonidae. The transcript has 3 exons. The coding region runs from base 100 to 876 and encodes 258 amino acids. The record is from RefSeq and is a predicted model, not a curated record. Gene Ontology annotation, molecular function: protein binding.
GAGGACGUAGUUGCGACACUGGCGAGGCGGAGGAGGCGCGUCCAGCACUAAGAGAAGAAUGCAGUAAAAAAACACUCAUUUUCUAUCUGAUCCACGAAGAUGAGCGUGAUCCAGGCCGGCCAUGAGGGCCGGGUGGACGGAGGAGGAUCCCCGAAAAUCCAGCCGAAGAUCCAGCCCAAGAUCCAGCCGAAGCCGUGCGCGCAGCCGCCGGCCAGCAGGGACGGCCGGCACCAGCAUCAGCACCAGCAUCAGCAUCAGCAUCAGCAGCAGCAUCAGCAUCCGCGGCAUCAUCACCCAUCAUCCAUGCUCAAACAACCAUCCUCGCACAACGAGCCCGCGGACGUGGUGAGACGCGCCUUGGACUUCAAGAGCCAGGGCACGCAGUGCUACAAGGACAAGAAGUACCGGGAGGCGAUCGGCAAGUACCACCGCGCCCUGCUGGAGAUGAAGGGUCUGUGCAGGCUGCUGGGGGACCCGGACCCCGGGUCCUUCCUGCGGGACCCGGACCCCGGGUCCUUCCUGCCCGCCGUCGGCAGGUCCAGCCGGCUCACGGACGAGCAGAAGGGCGCGAUGGAGACGGCGGAGCUGGAGUGUUACAACAGCCUGGCCGCUUGCCUUCUGCAGAUGGAGCUGGUGAACUACGAGCGAGUGAAGGAAUAUUGCCUGAAAGUCCUUAUCAAGGAGGGAAAGAACUUCAAAGCCCUGUACCGAUCCGGAGUGGCCUACUACCACCUGGGAGACUACCAGAAGGCCCUGGACUACCUGAAGGAGUCCCACAAGCAGGAGCCAACAGACACCAAUGUCAUCCGCUACAUCCAGCUGACAGAGAUGAAGAUCCGCCGAAACGCCCAGAGGGAGAAGAAGGAGGCGACAUGAACGCCCUCGAACCCGCCACCCCCGACCCCCGACCCCCCACGUGCCGCUCAGACCUUAAACCCUGUGAGUCGGAGCCUUCGGUGUCAAACUGUACUUGUUUUGCUUUUUCUGCCUUGCACAGCGCACGGUUGCCAGUUUCGUGAUUGAACUUUAUUGUCGUGUGCUUUGGAGUGUUUUAUUUAUUUAUUCUUUUGAGAACAAACAAACAAGAAAAAAGCACCAGAUUUUGAGUUUUUCUCUGCUAAAACCGCCAAACAUGUCCAGCUUGAAUCCAUCCCGAGCGUGUUUGGAAACCAGACGGAUGCACUGCCAGUCCAGACGGCGCACUUGCACGGGCCGACGGGUGCGACAGGACGCUCCCGUCGCACGCGUCGGUUCUGAAAGUAGCGCAAAGUCACACUUUUUUAUACAUCCCAGAAAAGAAAAGAAAAAAUCCCCCCCAAAAAGUGCUUUCGGUGAGCAGGUUCCCGCUCACCGUUUUUAAAGGGCAUCAAGAGCACAUGGUUGGUUUAUAAAUACAUAUCACUAAAUGUAAAUAGGCUACUUUCUAAAGUCGUGUGAGAAUAUGAAACUAAGAGGAAGCUAUUUGUGUAUGUCGAUCGGAAGCACUUCGUCCUCAGCAUUUAAUGUAAAAGACCUUAAGUGUAUAUUAAAGGUUUGU